This is a messenger RNA of Tricharina praecox, 1725 nucleotides long. RefSeq lists its product as uncharacterized. The transcript has 3 exons. Lineage: Eukaryota; Fungi; Ascomycota; Pezizomycetes; Pezizales; Pyronemataceae. The record is from RefSeq and is a predicted model, not a curated record. Bases 1 to 1725 code for a protein of 574 amino acids.
AUGUCCAAGCCGUGGGAAACCGCGAGGGAUGCCAAGCUGGCCGCUCUGCAGGCAGCUCGCCGUGAGGCAUAUAAGUCACAGUACGACAGCAAGCAUCGCGUGUCGAAGUCUGGUGGUGCCUCUGGUGGCCCCUCCGGCGCGAAGAAGAGUGGAGAAAAGAGCGAUCAGAAGCUUCCCGCCAAUUUUGCUUUCAAGCUCAUCACUGAAGGCGGCCAUGGCGAAGUGAUGAUUGACGCAGUUCUGACGGCCGAACGCAUUGAUGCUUCCUCGGUCCCUAAGGCGACCCCGACCAAGGCGACUUCAACCAAGGCAACCCCAGCGAAUGCCAUUCAGGGUGGUUUGCCAAACACCGGUGUCACCCGUACUGACGGAGGCCAUGAAACCGACAGCUCUGACGAGUUUGAUAAGCUCGUCGGUGACCCGUUUGUCGACUCUGGUCCUGGGAAGGCUAUCAUCAACCAUUUUGCCGGCUCUGGUAGCUUGACGGCUGGCAUUAACCCUUUUGUCCGCACAGUUGAGGCUUUCGUUACCCCGGUAAUCAGCUCUGGUGGUGUGCAGGCUCUCGGUAGCCCUUUUGCCGGCUCUAGUCCUGCGCAGACUGUCGCAGCCAUCGAGAACGAAUGUCUUCAGCAGGUGGACGGUUGUCGCCCGCUUUUUAAGGUGAAAAAGGAGCCUGUCGACGAUGCACAGGUCUUUUCAGCUGAGCGGAAGCUGAACGACAAUGGAAAAGCGUGUUCGUUCAACCCUUUCCAGCAAUGGAUCGACGUCUCAGGACGACUUGAUGGUCAGAGUGCUACUCCCGAUCACGCGGCGAGAUCUCUCACUUCUCAAGACGGCACCAAGCAGGAUCCGGGACGUUCCACGGCUACCACCAUUCCUGGCCAUCAGCUGAUGCUGCCUGUUGGCGGAAACAUGGUCCCAAACAAGACCAACUUCGAUGAUCCGUUUACGGUCCAAACCAUGAUUGACAAAGCUGUGAAAACUGCUUUAACGGAAAAGGACGAACAGUUGAAAUACCUCAAGGUCUCGCACGCCGCGGAGAUCUUGAAUCUGAAUAUGGCCGCCGAACAAAAAUUGAAUAACGCGCUGAAGACUAAUAACAUGGUAGUCUCCCAGCUUCAGACUUCCCUCGAGUGGCUUAAACAGUCAACCGUGAACGACAAAGUGAUUCUCGCCGAGGAGUUCGAAGAUGCCGCCUGCAACAUAGCUGCUGAGAAGGAGGUUGAAGUUCGCACCGUCAUGGAGGAGAAGAUGGAAGUGGAGAGAUUGGUUCAAGUGCUCAACUUCCGCAUUGGGAAGAUGAAGGAACUUUUGUUCUUGUCCGACCAGAGGGAGCACGAUCUUGUCAUACGUAUCAGGAAUGCGGAGGCCGCAAACGAGGAAUUAAACCGUCGCCUCGCCGUUUACGCCCAGAUCGAGAAUGCGCUGACGGCUCGCGUUGAUACCCUCGAACGUGAGGAAUCCAAUCUACAGCACCGUCUCACGCUCGCUGAGGACGAGAACCUUUCUCUGGCCACCGACAUAGACCACGUCAUCGAAUUGGGUGAAGGACUGCUUGACGCUUUCGAGUUCAAGGAGCGUGCCUAUGAGCGCAUCAUCAAGAGGUUGUCGCCGAGCGAGUGUCCGAACGUCAGGGUCGCCUCGCAGGCCAUCAAGGAGGCUUACGAUGAGCUCACGGAGGGUUAUCGCGAGGUUCGUGGUCGCCUACGCUCGGAUGCCUACUAG